Molecule: messenger RNA, 1239 nt
Organism: Chaetomium globosum CBS 148.51
Lineage: Eukaryota; Fungi; Ascomycota; Sordariomycetes; Sordariales; Chaetomiaceae
Exons: 1
Coding region: 1-1239 (412 amino acids)
Source: RefSeq, a predicted model, not a curated record
AUGGCCUUGGAUGAGACUCCGACAUUCGAGACCCCGCGCCCUCCGGCAGCGGCCGACAAGCCCGUUGAGGAUGCGGUUGCCGACCUGUUGACUCUGGUCAUCACCACGUCGCCAACCCCUUCGGCACCCUCGACAGACCUUCUCUCCCAGAUACUCACCUCGUUCCGUGAAUUCUGCCCCGAGCUGAGCCGCUGCAGAGUCAUCCUAGUGCUCGACACAUACGAUCACAUCAGCUCGACUGCACGGCUCAAGAAGGGCCAUGUCACGGCAGAGGGAGCCAGAAACUAUGCCGAGUACAAGAAUAACGCGAAGCGGCUUAUUCUCGACGACUACGCACCCGGCAGAACGGAACACCGUUUAGAGGACUUGUUGGAGGACUACGACGAAGCGGAGUACGGCUCCACCGCCUACGCACAACAGACGAACACGGUGCCGCUGGCCAUCACCAAAACCGAAGAUGAGCGCAUCAUAUUCGUCGAGCCCCUCCAACGCCUGGGUUUCGGACUUGCCGUACGCUCGGCCCUCAGGCUGACCAAGACGCCCUACGUCUGGAUCCAGCAGCACGAUUGGGCCUUGGUGUCGGACAUCCCCCUCCGCCCGCUCCUCACCAUCAUGCAGCAGCACUCGCAGCCCACCGCCGCUAACCUGGACGAUUUCGAGACCGCCAAGGUGCCCGUCAAAUACGUCUGCUUCCCCUCGGUCCGGAUGCUCGAGUACGCCAAAUCCGACCACGUCAUGCAGUUCCCGGCGCUGCGGGCCCUGACCAACCUACACAAGCAGAACUUCUCUGUCGCCAAACUGGGCGACGACGGCGGCGGCGGCGGCACCGUCCAAAAGAUAUCGCUCACGCCGCUCUUCUUCUGGCACGACAAGCCGCACGUGGCCGAGACGGCGCACUACCUGGCCCGGGUAUUCCCGGACCGCGCGGCGCUGCCCCGCGGCGCCUUCAUCGAGGACACCAUCGGCCACCGCGCCCGGACCGUAAAAAAGGACGCCCAGUGGCGCAAGUGGGCCUGCUGGUUGCACUACCCGGACGAGGGGAGGCGGCUGUGCGUGCGCCAUCUUAAGGGGCGCACCUGGCGGGGCACCGAGGGCGAGCUCGCGCAGAAGUUGGAGUAUAUGCGGUUGAAUCGGGGGGGUGGUGUGCUUGAUGUGAGGGUUGAGGGGGUGGAAGUGCUCGAUGUCACGGUUCAAGGGGGUGAGGUGGUUGAUGUCAGAGUUGAGAAGCAAAUACACUAG